Molecule: messenger RNA, 1305 nt
Organism: Terrapene triunguis (Three-toed box turtle)
Lineage: Eukaryota; Metazoa; Chordata; Testudines; Emydidae
Gene: CDK15
Product: cyclin dependent kinase 15
Exons: 13
Coding region: 1-1305 (434 amino acids)
Biological process (GO): protein phosphorylation
Cellular component (GO): cytosol; cytoplasm; nucleus
Molecular function (GO): cyclin binding; ATP binding; cyclin-dependent protein serine/threonine kinase activity
Source: RefSeq, a predicted model, not a curated record
AUGGGGGAAGCGCUGUGUGUAAAUGCUCUCAAUCCUGGAUCAUGCUGUUGCUGUUCAGAGAGAAAGGGCUCUCAACGCAGCCAGAGUACCCAGUCCGUGGAAGUGGAGUCUAUGAUGGAGUUACCAGAUCUGAACAGAGUGCCACAUCCCGUGGAUUCACUUCAAUCACAGUGGUUCCAAACACUCCAGCUACAAAAGUCUGGGGGGAAGAAACCACGGAGUAACAGCGAUCCUUCCCAGGAGACGGAUUUUGUGAAGAGAUUCCAGUGGAGACAGAGCCUCCUGUUUGGAACGGCUUCAUCCUACCUGAAUCUGGAGAAGCUGUGCGAAGGUUCUUACUCUACAGUUUACAAGGGGAUUAGCAGAAUAAAUAGCCAGUUGGUGGCUUUGAAAGUAAUCAGUCUGGAGACAGAGGAAGGAGUGCCUUUUACCGCCAUCCGAGAAGCUUCUCUUCUCAAGAGUCUGAAACAUGCCAAUAUUGUGCUCCUGCACGACAUUAUCCAGACAAAGGACACGCUGACAUUUGUCUUCGAAUACAUGCACACAGAUCUGGCACAGUAUAUGGCCCAGCAUCCUGGAGGACUUCAUGCUCACAAUGUCAUGCUUUUCAUGUUCCAACUUUUGCGAGGCCUGGCUUACAUCCACCAACAACACAUUCUUCAUCGUGAUCUGAAACCCCAGAACUUGCUCGUCAGUUGCCUGGGCGAGCUCAAAUUAGCUGACUUUGGUCUUGCUCGUGCCAAGUCCAUCCCCAGUCAGACAUACUCCUCUGAGGUGGUGACGCUCUGGUACCGUCCUCCUGAUGUGCUACUCGGAGCCACUGAUUAUUCUUCUGAUUUGGAUAUCUGGAGUGCAGGCUGUAUAUUGGUUGAAAUGCUCCAGGGUCAACCCAUGUUCCCAGCAGUUACUGGUACUCUGGAACAGCUGGAGAAGAUCUGGGCGGUGUUGGGGGUCCCAACUGAGGAUACCUGGCCAGGACUUUCCAAGCUUCCCAACUAUAAACCAGAGAGGGUCGUCUCCAGUAGACCUCAGAGGCUCCAAAUGAUCUGUGCCAGGCUGGGCCAGGUGCCAGGAGCUGAAGACCUGGCAUCGAAAAUGUUAAAAGCCUUUCCUCGAGAGCGGGUCUCUGCACAGGAUGCACUUGUUCAUAACUUCUUCAGCGCUCUGCCGUCUCGGCUGUAUCAGCUUUGUGAUGCACAGUCACUGUUUACAGUUCCGGGAGUGAGGCUGCAGCCAGAAAUCUGUGACCUAUUUGCUCCUUACCAGAAGGGUCAUCGCCAAGCCAGUUCAAGCAAGUUUUGGUGA